This is a messenger RNA of Vitis vinifera (wine grape), 6539 nucleotides long. RefSeq names its product disease resistance protein At4g27190. Gene Ontology annotation, molecular function: protein binding; ADP binding. Bases 380 to 4045 code for a protein of 1221 amino acids. The record is from RefSeq and is a predicted model, not a curated record. Lineage: Eukaryota; Viridiplantae; Streptophyta; Magnoliopsida; Vitales; Vitaceae. The transcript is spliced from 5 exons.
CUUAGAAAUUAGAAGGCUUAAUAAAGAGCACUUUAUGAGAUGGAUCUCUUCCAUAAUAAUCCGAUUCCUUUCUUAUUUAUGGAAAAUUCCGAGAAAUUUUUUCUACCCAUCUUCAACAUCUGUCCCACUCGCAUUCUCACUUUACUGAGUUUUUUCUCUGAAACCAAACAAAAAAAACCUGUUACUUUAAUCUUUUCUGUUGCAGUAGUUGAGUUCUUGCUUGUCUAAAGCUUUGAGGGCGUUCUUUUUCCAUUUUUCUGAAGUGGGUCUCUUGGGAUCGCUGUCAAUGCCCUUUGUUGAAUUUCAGAGUUUGGAGGGUUUUUCUUCGUGGGUUUAAGACCUAGGGUUGCGUUUGGUUGUGACGAUUAAAGCUUAAAGGAUGAGGAGGAGUAAGAUAAAGAAAGAAGAGAUUGCAGAAGACUACUGCUUUGUCUGCAAAGAUGGAGGUCUGCUUAUGGUCUGCGACUACAAAAGCAAAAUCAAUAUAACUGGGCCUUCCACACAGUUAGAAGAUGACAGGAUUGUCCACGAAAGAAUCAAGCAGAGUGUUGAGAUAUUGAACAGGAUGAAGGAUAUUGUGUGCCUUAUUAUAUCUUAUCCUCCUAUGAGUUUGGUGAACGGAGAAAGCUACAAGCGGAAUCAAUAUAAGUGGGUUCGGGACAUUUUGAAGAUCAAUGAUGUGGUGAGAGAAAUGGAAGCACCUUCAAAGAAGAAAGAGAUCGAUGCUUUUAAGUUAGAGAAUCAAAUCAGUACACUGAUGACUCAUUACAUGGAUGAAAUUGAACCUUUAUUUCCCCAAGUUGUGAUUGCGAAGAGCUUUAGCGGGAUUGAUGUAGAAAGGCAUGGCCAAAUAAUGCCUACGCCAAAAAGAAUGUAUGAUUUGGCAGUAGACUUUGCUAUUCGUGAAAUUUUACAACAUAUAGAAUGCCCUAAAAUUCGGAAGAUUGGGAUUUCAGGAAGCCAUGGAGAAACAGUUAUUUCAGAAUUGUGGGGCAAACUACAGGAAUGUUGUAUAUUUGAUCAUGUCAUUGAUGUUGAGGUCUCAAGAUGUUCCACCAUUGAAGAGAUUAGAUUUUCAAUUGAACGGGACUUGUUUCCCUCCACAUCAGGAGAACGGAAAUUAGAUGAAACACUGAAAGGCACAAACUUCUUCAUCCUUCUUCAUGAGGUUGGUGAAAGGGUAAAUCUUUAUGACAUGGGGACCAACUGGUGGAACUCAAAGAAAAUUCAAAAAAUAGUUUAUACAACUAAUUCUCAGCAUGUUGAUGACGUAACAGCAGUGGGUGUAGAGAUCAGGAUGGAGAAUCAUCUGUUAUCAUGGGAAUUGUUCUGUGUGAAUGUUGGGGAAGUUGUGCACUCUUCAGGGAUCCAACGCCUCGCCAUAAAUGUGGUUGAAAAGUGUUGUGGCCAUUUACUCGCUGUUGUUAUAAUGGCAAGAGCUUUGAAAGACGUGACCGAUGUUUUGAUCUGGGAAUAUGCAUCUUAUACACUAGGAUUGCAGCACAGAUCUCAGACAAAAGAUAGAGUCUUAUUUAAUGCAUUGGCAUUCAUGUGGGGCCGUUCAGGUUCGACAAACAAGUAUUUACAAUACUGUGUAGACAUGGAGAAUUGGGGACAGAUGGAUAAAGUGGAUUUGAUUGAAGAGUGGAUCACAAGCGGCUUGGUAGGAACAUUUGAUGAAGGUGAACAGAUUGUGGGGGAUCUUGUCAAUGCCUUCUUGUUAGAGAGUUUUCAGUAUGGAGAUUCUAAUUUUGUCCGAAUGCGAAGCGAAAUUCAUGAGGAGUUAUUUAACUUCUUAAGAUUUGAAUCAUGUUCACCCUUUCUUAGGCUGGGUGGAUGGGGACUAACUGAACCACCAAAAGAUGAGGCAUGGGAAAAGGCCAGUGAGAUGCAUUUGAUGAAUAAUAAACUUUCAGAGCUACCAACGAGUCCUCAUGGCUCACAACUCAAAGUGUUGUUUUUGCAGUCCAAUCACCAUUUAAGAGCUAUUCCUCCGAUAUUCUUUGAAGGCUUGCCUGUCCUCCAAAUUCUAGACUUGUCCUACACUAGAAUCAGAUCUUUACCACAAUCUCUCGUCAAGUUAUUCGAACUUCGAAUUUUCUUUUUAAGAGGCUGUGAACUUUUAAUGGAGCUGCCACCUGAAGUUGGAAAACUCAGGAAUCUUGAGGUGCUCAAUCUUGAAGGCACUAAAAUUAUAAACCUACCCAUAGAUGUUGAAAGGCUGACAAAGUUGAAAUGCUUGAACGUGUCAUUUCAUGGAUACAGAAAAAAUCAGUCAUCCACACUGAUUCCUCGGAAUGUGAUACAACAAUUGUUUCAAUUGCAAGAGUUAAGGAUAGAUGUGAACCCUGAUGAUGAACAAUGGAAUGCGACCAUGGAAGAUAUUGUAAAGGAAGUGUGCAGCUUAAAACAGUUGGAGGCUCUAAAAAUUUAUUUGCCACAAGUUGCACCGCUUGAUCACUUUAUGAAGAAUGGAACUUCGUCGGUAUACACAUCAUUAGUCCACUUUAGAUUUGUUGUUGGCAGUCAUCACAGCCGCAUUAUAUCUCGACUACCCAAUGAACUUGCAAUUAAAUUUGAACUCCAGGCAAGGAGCCUUAAGUAUGUGAAUGGUGAAGGCAUUCCAAGUCAAAUCAAGGAGGUACUCCAGCAUUGCACCGCUUUGUUCCUGGAUCGCCAUUUAACUCUCACCAAGCUAUCUGAAUUUGGGAUUGGAAAUAUGAAGAAGCUGGAAUUUUGUGUAUUGGGGGAAUGUUACAAGAUUGAAACCAUUGUGGAUGGAGCAGAAAAUUGUAAACAACGAGAAGAUGAUGGAGAUGUUUAUGGAGAAAAUAUACUUGGAUCUCUACAAUUCUUAAGGCUUCAUUAUAUGAAGAAUUUAGUGAGCAUCUGGAAGGGACCAGUUUGGAGGGGUUGCCUAUCUAGUCUAAAGUCCUUGGCAUUGCAUGAAUGCCCACAGCUGACUACCAUUUUUACUUUGGGUUUGCUUGAAAAUCUCAACAGCUUAGAGGAGCUUGUGGCUGAAUGGUGCCCUGAAAUCAACAGCAUAGUGACCCUUGAAGAUCCUGCUGAACAUAGACCAUUCCCCUUGAGAACAUAUCUCCCUAAUUUGAGGAAGAUAUCACUUCAUUACGUGCCUAAAUUGGUCAACAUUUCAAGUGGUUUACGCAUUGCACCAAAAUUAGAAUGGAUGAGCUUCUAUAACUGUCCACUCCUUGAAACUCUGUCUGAUAUGGAAGUCUGUUGUCAUGGUAUAAAGGUGAUCAUAGGAGAGGCAGACUGGUGGAGUACAUUGAAGAGGAGUUCAUAUUUUGGACUUGCUCAGUGGCAUAAUGUAUUUGUCCCCAUUAAAAGUGAUGCAGAUUUGGCGACUCAGAUAGAAGAAAUUGAGAAUCAGCUUCUUGCUAAGAGGCAAGAAAGAAAGCCUUCUCAACAGUCAGGUGAAGCUGAGAGGCAAGAGAGAAAGCCUUCUCAACAGUCAGGUGAAGCUGAGAGGCAAGAAAGAAAGCCUUCUCAACAGUCAGGUUCUGGUGGCUUCAUGAAGGCCCUUGCAUUUGUGGCCACAACUGCCUCAAAGAAAAUGAAAAUAAGGAUGGCCUUAGAAGCAGCAGCAGUGGAAACAGCAGUGACUGAUGUAUAUAGAGAUGGGCGAAGCUUAUUAAGUUGGUCUGGUCGUAAAUUUGGUUAUUGGAAGAAUCUAAAAAGAAACCAUGAAGAUUUAAUGCAGAAAGCUAGAGAGCUUUGGGAACUGAGCAAUGGCAUAAGGGAAGGAAUAAGCCAAAAUAGAAUCAAGCUAGACGCAGCAGAAUGGAUAGUUAAGGUGGAGAUGAAUGAAAGUGAAGUGAUAGAACUAGACACCAAAUACAAUGAUAGAAAAAAUCACCCAUGGAAAUUGUUUCGUUUUUGGAGGGUGCUAGUCUUAGCAAAGACAUGGCUGAGAAGUGCAACCAAGUUCAUAGUCUUUGGGAAGAGGGAAAAUGUAAAAGAGGAGUGUUGGAUGCGGAACUGCCAAAGCGUGUUGUGGAAAUACGUCCAGCCAAAAUAGAAUAUAAACCACCACUGCACAAAUAUGUAGAAGAUGCAAUGAGUUUUCUAGAGGAUCCGGAAAUAAAAAGAAUAGGAAUCUGGGGAAUGGUGGGAACCGGGAAGACCACAAUAAUUGAACACUUGAACACUCAUGACAAUAUUAACAAAAUGUUUGAUAUGGUCAUUCGGGUAACUGUCCCAAAGGAGUGGAGCGUGGUAGGGUUCCAGCAGAAAAUCAUGGAUUGGCUGUUUGAUUCUUUUAGAUGAAGUUUGCCAUCCUAUUGAGUUAGAAAAUAUAAUUGGAAUCCACAACAUCAAGAACUGCAAGGUGGUGUUGGCAAGUAGAGACCUAGGCAUCUGUUGGGAGAUGAAUGUUGAUGAGGCAAUCAAUGUGAAACCAUUGUCUGAUUAUGAAGCUCUCAACAUGUUCAAGGAAAAAGUAGGCGAGUGUAUUAGUAACUUCCCAAAAGUUACACAAGUGGCCCAGGUGGUGGUUAAAGAGUGUGGGGGUUUGCCGCUACUGAUAGACAAAUUGGCAAAAGCCUUCAAAAGUAUGGGUGGGGGGGGAUAUUCAGCGUUGGAGGGAUGCACAGAGAAAUUUGCGAAAUUGGAUGAAUAAAGAAGGAAUGGAUGAAGUACCUCGAGUUUUGCUAUAGUAGUUUGGAUAGUGAUGAAUAAAGAAGGAAUGGAAGAAGUACUGUUUUCUGAAGGAUGUGAGAUUUAUAUACCUUCUUUGCUAGAAUGUUGGAGAGUAGAAGGUUUUAUUCAUAAUGGUGGGUAUGAAAUAUUGAGUCAUCUUAUCAACGUCUCAUUGUUAGAAAGCAGUGGGAACAAGAAAAGCGUUAAGAUGACCAAAGUGCUUCGGGAAAUGGCCCUUAAAAUAUCACAACAAAGGGAAGAUUCCAAAUUUUUAGCAAAGCCACGUGAGGGAUUGAAAGAGCCUCCAAAUCCUGAAGAAUGGAAACAGGUAUAUCGCAUCUCUUUGAUGGAUAACGAACUGCACAGUUUACCAGAAGCUCUAGACUGUUGUGAUCUUGUAACAUUGUUACUUCAAAGGAAUAAGAACUUGGUUGCCAUUCCUGAGUUCUUCUUUACAUCAAUGUGCCAUCUUCGAGUUCUGGAUUUGCAUGGCACGGGCAUCACAUCAUUACCUUCAUCUUUAUGCAACUUGAUUGGUCUUAGAGUACUUUAUCUGAAUUCUUGCAUCCAUUUGGUAGGACUCCCAACUGACAUAGAAGCGCUUAAGCAGCUUGAGGUGCUUGAUAUCCGAGGGACUAAGCUUAGUUUACAUCAAAUUAGAACUUUAACCUGGUUGAAGUCAUUACGAAUGUCUUUGUCUAAUUUUGGCAGGGGAAGCCAAACUCAGAACCAAUCAGGAAAUGUUUCAAGCUUUGUUUCCUUGGAAGAGUUCGGUAUUGACAUUGAUUCGUCCUUGUGAUGGUGGGCCGGGAAUGGGAAUAUUAUCGCGGAGGAGGUGGCUACCUUGAAAAAGUUGACUUCUCUUCAAUUUUGCUUCACUACAGUGCAUUGCCUUGAGUUCUUUGUCAGCUCCAGCCCAGCAUGGAAAGAUUUCUUUGUCAGGACCAGCCCAGCUUGGGAAGAUCUCUCUUUCACAUUCCAAUUUGCUGUUGGUUACCAAAACUUAACCUGCUUUCAAAUUCUUGAGUCUUUUGAAUAUCCAGGCUACAAUUGUCUGAAAUUCAUCAAUGGCGAAGGCAUUAAUCCUGUAAUCUCCAAGGUACUUGCAAAAACUCAUGCAUUUGGACUAAUUAGCCACAAGGGAGUUUCAAGGCUAUCAGAUUUUGGUAUCGAGAACAUGAAUGAUCUCUUUAUUUGUUCAAUUGAAGGAUGCAAUGAAAUUGAAACCAUCAUCAAUGGUACUGGAAUAACAAAAAGUGUGUUUGAAUAUUUGCACCAUUUGCACAUAAAGAAUGUCUUAAAAUUGGAAAGCAUUUGGCAGGGCCCUGUUCAUGCUGAAAGUUUGACUCUUUUAAGGACUCUAGUCUUACUUAGAUGUCCACAGUUGAAGAAGAUAUUCUCUAAUGGCAUGAUUCAGCAGCUUUCUAAGCUGGAGGACUUGAGAGUUGAAGAAUGUGAUCAAAUUGAAGAGAUAAUAAUGAAAUCGGAGAACAAUGGAUUAGAAGCCAACCAACUUCCAAGACUGAAGACCCUAACACUCCUUAAUCUCCCAAGACUGAGAAGCAUUUGGGUUGAUGAUUCACUGGAGUGGCGAUCUUUACAGAGAAUUGAAAUAUCUAUGUGUCACAUGUUGAAGAGAUUGCCUUUCAACAAUGCCAAUGCAACCAAAUUGAGAUGCAUAGAAGGGCAGCAAGCAUGGUGGGAAGCACUACAAUGGAUGGAUGACGGUGCCAUUAAACAGAGAUUAGAGUCUCUUUGCAUGCUCAACUAGCUCUUCAGAUUUAUGUGCAACAAUUUCACUUUAAAGUUGAUUGCGAAUGGUUAUUGCCUCGGCCAUAAGUUUGAAUGUGAGAUUCAAAUUCAUGUAUUUGUUU